AUGCUGUCUGACAGUUUUAAUACGACCAUCAUGCAUGGAUCCGAAGGCCAAGACAACAAGGCAUUUUUUGAUUCGACUGGUAAGCCGGAUCCGCUAUUUCUUGCCUCGCCGUUGCAGACGGCGGCAGGUGAUUUGAACAGUGUGGGGACUCCCACAGUAGUCAUCAAAAAGAAGGUGAAGAAAGCACAACGGAUACGACGACGACGUCGAAAGAACGCUGGAGCGGCCGGUGAGCCACUGGGUCUGAUAGUCGACGGUCAGAGCCUACGAUAUGCAUUGCACGUCAGUCUCCUACUCAUUCAUUUGUCCGUUUUAUAUCUUUAUCUUAUUGUCAUGGCCACCAGUUUAUCAUAA
Molecule: messenger RNA, 354 nt
Organism: Protopolystoma xenopodis
Lineage: Eukaryota; Metazoa; Platyhelminthes; Monogenea; Polystomatidea; Polystomatidae
Source: the annotation of a GenBank genome assembly